CAGUGAGCACCACCACCUGACGACCCCUCCCACUUUUUCUAUUUCCUUUUGCAUCCUGCAGUCUUCAAAUAUCAGACAUCACACUUGACAACUGAGCGAGCAUCUAUAGCAUCUUUGAGAAGAUGGAAGGCCAGGAAAAUCAAGUAACAUGUUAUCUCCUGUUCUCACUGGGCACUGCUGUCAUCGGCUCUCUGCAGUUUGGUUACAACACAGGAGUCAUCAAUGCUCCGGAACAGAAACUGCGAUCUUUCUUCAAUAACACCUGGAUGGAACGUUAUGGUGAGCCUAUCGGCCCAGGGGUUUGUACCAUUGUCUGGAGCGUUGCUGUUUCCAUCUUCAGUGUGGGUGGCAUGGUGGGCUCCUUCAGUGUGGGCGUCAUGGCCAACCGAUUUGGCAGACGGCGCUCCAUGUUUCUGGUGAACACUCUGGCAGUGAUCGGAGGCCUCCUCAUGGGGUUUUCCACCAUUUGCUCCUCCUAUGAGAUGGUGAUUGCAGGUCGUCUGGUCAUUGGCCUGUUCUGUGGUCUCUUUACCGGGCUGACUCCCAUGUACGUGGGCGAGGUGUCACCGACGCCGCUUCGCGGAGCAUUUGGUACUCUGCAUCAGCUCGGUGUGGUAGUGGGCAUCCUGAUUGCGCAGAUCUUUGGUCUGGAGUUUCUGUUGGGCUCUGACAAGCUGUGGCCCCUGCUCUUGGCCCUUACCGUGGCCCCUGCUGUGCUGCAGUGUAUCCUGCUGCCCUUCUGUCCUGAGAGCCCCCGCUUCAUUCUGAUCAACCUUAAACAAGAAGAACAAGCACGCAAAGCCCUGGUUCGUCUGCGCGGCACGGAGGAUGUGAACAAAGAGCUCCAGGAGAUGAAGGAGGAGAGUGCAAAGAUGGCGAAAGAGAAGAAGGUGACCAUCGCUGAGCUGUUUCGCUCAGCGACCUAUAGACAGCCCCUCCUCAUUGCCGUCAUGCUGCAGCUCUCUCAGCAGCUUUCAGGAAUCAACGCUGUGUUUUACUACUCCACAGGGAUCUUUAGCUCAGCUGGGGUAAAGCAACCCAUCUACGCCACAAUAGGAGCCGGCAUCGUCAACACCAUCUUCACUGUUGUUUCUCUCUUCCUGGUGGAAAAGGCUGGACGAAGGACUCUUCAUCUCCUGGGAUUGGGUGGGAUGGCUGUCAGUGCCCUGGUCAUGACAUUCUCCCUACUGUUGAAGCACAUCCCAGCUAUGAGCUACAUAGCAAUCCUGGCUGUCAUGUUUUUUGUGGCUAUGUUUGAGCUGGGCCCCGGUCCCAUUCCAUGGUUCAUUGUGGCUGAGCUUUUCUCCCAGGGGCCCCGUCCUGCGGCAAUGGCUGUUGCAGGAUGCUGCAAUUGGACAGCCAACUUCCUUGUUGGAAUGAGCUUUCCCAAACUAGUGGAGUGGUGUGGGGCUUGGGUGUUCCUCAUCUUCACGGCCUUCCUCGUCAUCUUUUUUAUCUUCACGUUUAUCAAAGUUCCAGAGACAAAGGGAAAGACAUUUGACGAGAUCGCCCGUGGCUUUGGUGCUGCUCAAACUCCUGCCACCUCUUCCGCUGAGGACCCUGCGCCCACCCCCAGCACAGCCGUGACACUUCCAGCCUCUUCUCCUGAGAAGGAGAAGGUUCCACUGGUGGAAGCUCCAACAGCAGCAAUGGCAGCAGCUCAAACAGCUGCUCCUGCGGCAACUGCGGUUGCCCCUCCAGCAACUGAAACAACCCCCCUUAAAAAUGAUUCCAGCGCUCAAAGAGAGCAGGUAGAACAGGUGUAGACAGAUUUUUGAUUGGUGACAAAAAUUCUGAAUGAGGGAAGAAUCAAGGAAUCCAAACACGCUGAAACUAUGGAAACAGUUUCAAUGUUUCUCUCCAACUUUACGGUACAUUCCUGAAAUCGGCCGCAUCCAUUUAAAGGGUCAGUCAAAGGUCAGUGUGUCUCAAGUCACUCACAUCCGGUUACUUGAAACUAAAACCUGGGUCAAAAAAUGUGCAGCUAAUUUGUUCACUAAUGCAGUCUAUAAGGAGGAUGUUUGGAGCAGAUGUGAUUUAAAAAGAUUGAAUCAAGAGGCUGCUUCUAUAUGAAUCAAGUGGCAUGAUUAACAAAGAUCCACAUUUUAACUAAUUUAUUUUUGUUUUUUAAGUGACAGAUAAUUUAGUUCAUAUUGUAAUGUGGUUUAACUUGUAACCACAAGUUAAACCACAUAAACCACAUACAACUUGUAUUUUUGGUUUCUUUCCCACAAGAUUGCAAGAUUGCAGGUCUAACAGGUCUAAAUUGUGUGCUUGUUUGGAUUGCCAAAAUGAAUAAUCACCUAAUGAACACAUCUAACAGCAUAGUGAAAUCUGCAGAUUAAACAGCAGCUAUAGGUACUAAAAUACAUCAUUGUUGUUCAAAUUCUGACAUCUACAGUCAUUCAUUAUUUAGUUGGGGUUUAAUGACUGAUGCACCUGCUUGUGUGCUGACAUGGUGUCGUCCUGUUUAAGUAUUGAAUGCUGGCUAAAUGUAAUUAUGGCCAAGAUAUGGAGAAAAUAGACAUGACAAUUCCUUAAAAACCAUGUUCAUAGGCAUAUGAAUGUGUAUAGGAAUACAAAAACCUCAUUAAGGCUCCUAACUGGUCUAGAAAUAUGCAUGCACAGAGCACCCCCACAGACAUGGGCACCCAUGUCGUUCAACACACAUCUGCUGUAGUUUAUAGACAGGCUCGUCUUGUCUUUUCCAUUAUGAAGAGUGUUCGAAAGAAACAAAAACCUGUCACGUCAUAUUUAUACCCUAGGGAAACCAAAAGUCAUAGAUUACUAAUCAAAAGUUCUUAGAGAGUCUGAUUUAGUUACAUUCAUGGCAUAGGAAUUGAUACUGGUGUCAAUUGUGGGACGUGAUUUUACUGGUGUUAAGAACAAUGAAUUCCUAUUGUGGGAUAUUUUUCCCCAUUUAUUUGAUGAGCUCAGAUUAAAGGAUGGAUUUUUGUGUUUUUUCAGUGUGAGAGGACCAUGUUGCAUUAAAAACAUGAUUUAUUCUGAGGCAUUUUACACAGUUUUACAAGGGGUGCCAGUAAAAGUGAAGGAUGCUGCAUAUGAAAUCAUAUAUUAACCAGAGAAUUAGGUUAAAGAUCUUACUAUCAGUCAUUUAGCAGCUAUUUAUUUUCAAAUCGUAUUGAUUUAUUGCUUCAUAUCUUGAGAUUUAGGUUACUGGUAAAAAUAUAUACUGCAACAGAAGAAUCUUAGGAUAAAUAGCUGUGAUGUACCACUAGAGCAAUAGGCUAAAUAUAUUUAUUUUCUAAAAGGGAGAAUAUUCUUUGUAAUUGUGUCAGAAUAUAAUUUUUUAUGAAUGAUUAUAAAUAAUAUUGAGAAAUUUUAGUGCCAAAAGAUGAAAAGUGAGUCUGAACGGACAUUUGCUUUCAGUUGAGGAGUAACUGAAUUACUUAAAGUGAAGUUUUAGUUCAUCGUUGUCUAUCCUAUCUACACUUUGGCAGACAGGCAAGCUUUAGAGCCAGUAUCUAUUAUAUAAGCAGUAGUUGUAAUGAACACAGGAGUGCUUUCCAUCAAGCUAACACAGUGCUAUUGAUUUACAUUUACAUUAAUGAUAACAAGCAUAUGUCUAACCAAGCAGACAGUAGAACAGAUAAAGACUUUAUCAACUGUGCAAUCACUAUUGAAACAUUACCACUUAUAGUAUGUAGAUGCAACUAAAGGGGAAGUGCAAAUACUCUAAUAGAGCUGGCUUCAUGGCAUUACGUGAAAGAUGCAACUAACUUGAGAGAUUUAAUAAAUAAUUAUGUUUUGAUAUUACUUUUUUGUCUUUGCAACGAUAUAAAUUAUCCCUUAAAAUCAAAGAAAACAGAUCUGUGAUGAUUAUUUUGUUUUGGUAUAACCAAAACAAAAUAAUGUCCAUUUAAAAUUAUACAUAAAGUAUUUUUAAUCAUCAGAGUACUUUUUCAUUGUAAAGAUGGACUUUUAAAUUAGAGUCUAUAAGUUCGAUUACAACAAUCAGGAAGGACUUUACUGGAGAUUGAGUUUUACAAGUAAUUAGUAGAAUCAGUCGUGACCAUAUGGACUUUUCACUCUCAUCCUAACUAGUGUAUAAUUGUUUUAAAAGCUUAAUAAGUGUCAGUAGACUGUCCUUAAUUACAGUCCAAAGGCCGUGGUUUCAGUAAAGACAUUAAAAUCAACAAUUUUAUUUAACACAUUUCAAAGGUGUCUCAGACAUACUGAUUUGAUUCAGCUGAAAAAAAAAAGCCAUAUGCUCUGAAAUAAUUUAUCCUCAGAUCAGUAAUAACUUUAUUGUUUCACAAGUAUUUUCUCAUGAUAAUCUGCAUAUAUCUGGGAAACAAUACUUGUUUUGUUAUACUUUUUUAUUUUUCCACAAAUGCGCUUAACACAGUUUUUGACACAUUCGACAUAAGUUUCGGAAAUUGCAUCAUAGCAUUCUGAAUAGUCAGCAAAGACUUCAAUCAUUUUCUUGGAUCAGCUGUUGCUAAUUAAUAAAAUCUAAAAUGUCGCUUUCAUUUUAGUAGCAGCUUUCAGAAAACAUUAUAUUUCAAACAUAUUUCAGUUACCAAAAAAAGUUAUGAUUUUUAUGGUAUUUCUUUUAUUUUACUUCUUGGUAUUACAGAUUUAUUGUAAGUCAAAAUGUCUUUAAGCUUUAUGUGUGGCGUCCUGAUGCUGUCUGCUCUGUGAAAACUUGAUCUGCAUUGUUUAGUCUUGACAGAUUAAUAUAUUGUAUAUCUAAUACUGUGUAAUAUGUGUUGUGUAUACUUGAGUAACAAAAGUAUAUUUUCUUUACUCUUUUGAGACUGUGUGGAUUGCUGUAGCUACUUGAAAAACAUUUCUCACCCAUGCCGACCAUUUAUUUAUUUCUAUAUUUGCAAUAGAAUUUACACUUGAAGAAAAAUACCUUGAUAAGGUAUCUAUAAAGAGACAAAGUAUCUAUAGAGAAAUUUAAGAUUUGAAUCAAACACCACUUAUAAACACUACGCAUAAUUUUAGGACAUAACUUUGUAACGUUGCUGUAAUUUAAUGUUGAUGUGAAAAAGUUUGUUACCUGGGUGUAUUCAUUCACUGAAAAUAUUGAAUAUAAUUCCCUGGCUUUGAUGUAUGUUCCUGUAAUUGUGGAUGGUAGUUUGCACUGAGAAAGGAUAGUUGUCUAGUCGAGAUUAAUGUUAUAUUCAGUAUUUCCCGUUGAGGUGCUGCUUCUGUUUUUGGCUUUUCACACACUGCUCACUUUUUGCACUGGCAAGGAAUUUAAACUGUUUCACUAAUGAAUUUUAAUAUCACAAAUUCAGAAAUCUCUAAGCAGGCAAGCAGAAGAACAUGUUUUCUAUGUGGGGAUGUAGGGAGAUGUCUUGAAAUUUUCUUUUAUCAAAACAACUCGACUCAAACUAAAAUCGCAAUUUUUAAACCAGUGACAGCUGUUGCUUUUCCAACUUCCUAUAGCAGCUAGUGGCUACUUCUAGCUUACAUACAAGCUUUACUAUUCCUUUCCUUUGUCACAGUACAAUCUUUUUCUUAAUAUAUGUAUAUAUAUAUAUAUAUAUAUAUAUAUAUAUACUAUUGUCUUUAUCUUGUGUAUCAUUUAUGAUUACAAUAUACUACUGGUAGUGAACUUUGCAAAAUACUGCCAUGGUAUGUGAUUGUGGUGUUGCACUAAAGAAUUUGAAAGGAUUAAAAAAGGUAUAGGAGAAGAGACCAACGUACAGACUACUAAUAAAUAUAGCAAGCAACUUGAAACUUUUCACAAAGUGUACAGAUAAAAGUAUAGGCAUUCAUUUUUUUUUUUUUUGUAAAUUUGUAUACUUUACACAUCAUCCACCUUGUUCUCUUUCAUUUUGGAAUCCAGACUCUUUGGAUUCCUCCCACUGCUCUUUACCUUGGUUAAAUAAUAUUUGACUGUGCAGAUUUUAAAAGCCUGGUUUGAAAGUCUGACUGGCUACUGCUGCUAGUUCAUGUGUUAAUUUCAUCUCAUGUCUGCUUCAACAAUCUGUUGCAGCUGUGUCUCAUCAAAUUACAUUGACAGUUUGGGCACAUAUGUGUUUCCACCAUGAUUCUUUAACAUGUUGGCAAAACAGACAUCAGUGUGGCAAAGAGGUUCCUGCAGGGUCGUGUUACCUAGAAAUAGCCAAGAAUUAUGUUACAAACUGGUAUAACUUAACUUAAGAAAAAUUCAGGCUGUUGACCUAGCAAAUACUGUAUGUAUUUCACAGUUACUAUCCAAUCAUACUAAAUCAACAGGUAUUGUUCUUACAGAUUUGAGUGUAAAUCAACUGCUGCAUAAUAUUUAUGUAUGUUUGUUCUUGACUGUGAUGUUGCAGGAUAAGUGUUUGGGUUUGUUUUGUCUGCGUUUCGUAAUGUUUUUCCUCACCUGUGUUUGAACUGUAUUUCAGGGUGUGUUUAUGAGAAAGCUCACAUUUUUAUGUGAGAUGUGCUUUGAUUCACUAACUCUUACCCAGGCACUGCUGCUGACUCACAUAUGUGCAGUAAUUUUUUGUCCCCACAUAAAAUGAGUUUGAGAAUUGUAGACUGCAUUCAUUUCGGGCUUCAGUGCUGUGACUGUAUGGAUAUUUGAUGAGUAACAGCCCAGGGUCUGUUACUUACUUUUGUGUUUCAGUGGUUACUGGAAGCGAUGGGUAGACCAUGAAUAGCUAUUUACCCUUUCUGUGUGCAACAGAUGCACUCUGUUUUAUUUGCUCUGUGCAUAAUAAAUAUUGUUGCUAAAUAAAGUUGCCAUGUUGUAAUGAGG
Messenger RNA from Girardinichthys multiradiatus, 6724 nucleotides. Its product is annotated as solute carrier family 2, facilitated glucose transporter member 1-like. Gene Ontology annotation, biological process: monosaccharide transmembrane transport; response to insulin. Gene Ontology annotation, cellular component: apical plasma membrane; basolateral plasma membrane. Gene Ontology annotation, molecular function: hexose transmembrane transporter activity. The transcript is spliced from 10 exons. Lineage: Eukaryota; Metazoa; Chordata; Actinopteri; Cyprinodontiformes; Goodeidae. The coding region runs from base 123 to 1766 and encodes 547 amino acids. The record is from RefSeq and is a predicted model, not a curated record.